AGGGCAGAGCAAUGUUUUCAUUCCUCCUGGCGACCUGCGCUAUUCUCUAUGGCGCCCGUGAUGUCGCUGAUUAAGGAGGGGACAUCAUAGCAUCGUGUUGUUAUUCGCUUCAGUCACAAGUAUCCUCUGCGUUUUGCUACCCCUGGUUUGAAUUUAAUUAUACAUUUAUUGCUGAAUCCGCCAUGACCGUGGAGCAGAAUGUCCUUCAGCAGCAUUCUCAGAAGCACCAGCAGACACUACUAAACCAGUUGAGGGAGGUCACGGGCACCACAGAUGUUCAGCUGCUACAGCAAGCCCUGCAGGUAAGCAAUGGAGACCUGGCUGAGGCUGUGGCCUUUCUGACGGAGAAGAACGCCAAGGUUCCUCAGCAGGAUGAGACCACCUACUACCAGACGUCGCAGGUGGCCAGUGACAGAUACAUCAGCGUGGGAAGCCAGGCAGACACAAGUGAGCAGCUUACCUAAAGUUUAAGAGAGCCG
Notothenia coriiceps (black rockcod) is the source of this 479-nucleotide messenger RNA. RefSeq names its product ubiquitin carboxyl-terminal hydrolase 25-like. The record is from RefSeq and is a predicted model, not a curated record. Bases 183 to 464 code for a protein of 93 amino acids. Lineage: Eukaryota; Metazoa; Chordata; Actinopteri; Perciformes; Nototheniidae. Gene Ontology annotation, molecular function: protein binding. The transcript is spliced from 3 exons.